CAUCAAAAUCUUUUAAAAAAAAUAUGGGAUUUUAGUUUUCAGUUCACAGCAGCCAUGACCAACUUCAAGCAAGCUCGGCUCUUAGCGUUUCUUUGCUGUUUUUUCAUCGUAUUUCCUUCCAUUGUACGAGGAGAUGACAACUGCACGUGCGAAGAAGAAACUGAUGAAUCCAAUAAAAAGUCUUUAGCUCUUAGAUACAAGAUCAUUGCUAUAGCUUCAAUUCUUGUUGCUGGAUCUAUUGGCGUUUGCGUUCCCCUUCUUGGGAAAACCAUCAAUGCUUUACGUCCCGAGAAGAACGUUUUCUUCCUAAUCAAAGCAUUUGCUGCCGGUGUGAUAUUGUCUACCGGGUUCAUCCAUGUUCUUCCCGAUGCUACUGAGAAAUUGACAUGCCAUUGCCUCGACGAACGUCCUUGGAGAAAGUUCCCGUUCGCCGGAUUAGUGGCGAUGACGUUUGCGAUCGCUACAUUGAUCGUCGAUGUUUACGCUACUUCUCAUUACACCAAGUCUCACCUUAAGAAUCAAACACCACAGGUUGAUGGUGGUGAUGAAGAGAAAACCGAGGAACAUGAUGAUGGAAAUUUCGUGCAUGUUCAUACUCAUGUUUCGUCUGAGCUUCUUCGUUAUCGAGUAAUAUCUCAGGUUUUGGAGUUGGGGAUAGUGGUGCAUUCGGUGAUAAUAGGAGUAUCUUUGGGAGCUUCAAAAAAUCCAAAUACUAUAAAGCCAUUGGUGGGUGCACUAAGCUUCCAUCAGUUCUUUGAAGGCAUGGGACUGGGUGGAAGCAUUUCCCAGGCACAAUUCAAGCUUGGUGGGGUUGCAAUUAUGGCACUCUUUUUCUCUCUCACAACCCCAUUUGGAAUCGCUGUAGGAAUAAUUAUAUCGAAAGGGUACAAUGACAGCAGCCCCAAGGCUCUUAUCGUCGAAGGGGUUUUCAACGCCGCAUCGGCGGGGAUUUUAAUAUACACGGCGCUUGUGGAUCUGCUCGCAGCUGAUUUCAUGAACCCUAAGUUGCAAAACAACGCAACACUUCAGGCGGGAGCUACUGUCUCUCUUCUUCUUGGAGCUGCCUUCAUGUCUCUCAUGGCUGUUUGGGCUUAAAAGCUUGGAGUCAUCCAAAUCUGUUGCCUUCUUAUCAUUUCCGAAUAAUAUAACUGUCUUUAUAUUGUAAAUAGCAAAUACGAUGUCGGGAGAUUUACUAUAAUGUAAGCACCAUUGACCAUUUGGAUCAGCUUAGCACAAAUACUUCACCACUUAGUUUUUUCUUAAAAC
Molecule: messenger RNA, 1266 nt
Organism: Hibiscus syriacus
Lineage: Eukaryota; Viridiplantae; Streptophyta; Magnoliopsida; Malvales; Malvaceae
Product: zinc transporter 5-like
Exons: 3
Coding region: 55-1095 (346 amino acids)
Biological process (GO): zinc ion transmembrane transport
Cellular component (GO): plasma membrane
Molecular function (GO): zinc ion transmembrane transporter activity
Source: RefSeq, a predicted model, not a curated record